CAUACAAAGAGCUACACAACACGAGCAUUCAUCAUUAGCACGGUUACUUGUGCUUAAGUAUAAAAGACCUGAAAUGUCUGAUGAUAUUGAGAUUCAGGCAACAGACAAAGAAAGAGAGAUGAUCAAUGUGAGUGGAGAUGACUUCAGGACAAACUCCAAUACCAACAGACAACAACCACUUCGAUGUGAAGGACGUGAUUGUGUAAAGAUGAGAAGAUACAGAACAGCUACAGUGUGUUUGGUGCUGCUGUGUGUUCUUCUACUGACUGCAGUCAUAGUGCUGUGUGUGAUGUUCACAAACCUGUUGCAGUCUGAGACAGAGAAACCGUGCGACAGGCUUAUUGAACCGAAUCAGCCUAAAUGGAUAAAACACAAGCUCAGUUCUUACUACAUUUCAUCUGAGUGGAGAAACUGGAGCGAGAGCAGACAAGACUGUUUACAGAGAGGAGCAGAUCUACUCAUCAUAAACGACAAUGAGGAACAAGACUUUAUUACACAAGUUACCAGUGGAAACCUUGUUUGGAUUGGACUUGCCUUUCGUACAGAGGAAAUGUUGUGGAAAUGGGUUGAUGGCACCAAAAUGACAUCUGAGUUUUGGAGACGUGGGGAACCUGAUAAAUCAGAUGAGGAAUGUGUUGUAUCAAACUAUGGCUGGGCCGAUUAUUCCUGUAAUUUGACUUUUGUGUGGAUUUGUGAGAAGCGUUUGGAAAUUUAACAAAGCUUUAAAAUCAAUUAUGUGUACAGUAAACACAUUCAUGGCAAACGUUUUUCUCAAGUCAAUUUUGUGUACAUUUUUUUAUUGUUUAUCCAACACAAUUUAUUAACCAAACUGCUAUCUUAUCACUGAAUUUUUUUUGUCGAAUCAUCAAAUAUUUUUUUAUGUUACUUUAACUUGAAAUUGUUUUUUUAAGUUAUGUCAACUUUUCACAAGCCAAAACUUAAAAUAGCAUGUUGAAUUGACAUGCAAAAUCAAGUUGUUUUAACUUUAUGCUGCAAAUGUUUUAAAGUGUACUUUAAAAAGAAAAGAAGGAGUUGGUCAUUGUGUAAUUUGCUGAAUGACUUGCAAUUGACACCCAAAUCAUAUCUGUGUGAUGUUGCAAGAUGCAUGUACAGGUCCCGCCCGGGCACUGUUUGUUUAUUGCAUUGUUUGUUAUUAAUACGCAAAGCAGCAAUAAAA
Molecule: messenger RNA, 1177 nt
Organism: Paramisgurnus dabryanus
Lineage: Eukaryota; Metazoa; Chordata; Actinopteri; Cypriniformes; Cobitidae
Product: CD209 antigen-like protein D
Source: RefSeq, a predicted model, not a curated record